Messenger RNA from Diversispora eburnea, 756 nucleotides. NCBI's taxonomy places the organism in Eukaryota, Fungi, Glomeromycota, Glomeromycetes, Diversisporales, Diversisporaceae. The record is from the annotation of a GenBank genome assembly.
AUGGUUAAAUCGGAUGCUUUAACACACCUUACAUCGGGGGCGAUGUCAGAAGUCAUUGGUAAAGAAACGAUAUUUGGAUUAUGGCGAGGAACAAUUCCAACAAUUCUACGUAACGUUCCGGGUACUUCAUUAUAUUUUUUCACAUUAUCCGAAAUUCGUUCUUUCUUUUCGAGACGACAUCAAACAACGUUAAUAUCCCCUGGUUCAUCUUUACCAAUUUUAUCAAAUAAGGAAAAUUUGGUAGCUGGUGCAAUAGCCAGAGGAUCAGUUGGAUUUAUUAUGAUGCCGAUCACUGUUGUCAAAGUUAGAUAUGAGAGUAAUCUUUAUAAUUAUAAGAGUAUUUGGAAUGCUUUAACUACAAUUGUUAAAUGUGAAGGAAUAAAAGGAUUAUAUUAUGGAUAUGGAGCAACUGUCAUAAGAGAUGCACCUUAUGCUGGAACAUAUUUACUUUUUUAUGAGCACAGAACUUCAAUUUCUGCACCAAUUGUACAUAUGACUUCUGCAAUGAUUGCUGGAUUUUCUGCUACUACCGUGACACACCCAUUUGAUAAGUUAAAAACACGCAUACAAUUAAAACCUCGUGAAUAUCCAAAUUUCUUUCGUGGUGCACUUAAAGUAUUACGUGAUGAAGGAUUUUGGGGUUUUUUUGAUGGGUUAAGCCUUCGUUUAGGCAGAAAAGUAAUGCAAGCUGCAAUUGGUUGGACACUUUAUGAGGAAUUGGUAACUUUGUUCAAAAGGAAAAAAGAGGAAACCUGA